Amoebophrya sp. A120 is the source of this 5230-nucleotide messenger RNA. The record is from the annotation of a GenBank genome assembly. Lineage: Eukaryota; Dinophyceae; Syndiniales; Amoebophryaceae.
GGGCGAAUAAAAGCCAUCGAAAAUAAAUCAUGUUUUCGGGAAAUUCCCGCUAAUAAAUGGCUCGUAUUUUGCACUUCAAGAGGUGCACAGUGAGCCGGUGCACGGUGGGGCCGUCCUUUCGGCAGCGCUUCCAUGCGCGUUUAGCCGAGCGGAUUGCCGAAUUGGAGAAGCAAGAGGCGGAAAAAGAGAACAAGGACGGUUCUUUAUCUCCCGGCAGCGGUGCAAAAAAGCCCAUCGCAAGUAAAGGCAAAAGCAAGGGCGGCAAGCUUGCGCAGGCAAUACUCUCGCCGAAAAGUAGCGGCGCAGCAGCCGGGGCGGGUAAGAAGAGAGGAGAGUCGUCGCCGAAAUCAGCGUCGGGAAACAAGAAGGAUAAACAUAAGUCGCCCAAAGCUUCAACAAGCCCAAAAACCGGGAGCAAGAAAACUUCUACCCCACCGAAAGAACAGGAGAAAGCGAAGGCAGAAAUCGUUGAGAAAAAAGUAGAAGCUAAGCCGGAUGACCCAGCUAAAACAGUACUAGAGCCUACUACGAACAACAAAUUUGAGGCCAAGCCGCGUGGAGGUGAGCAACAGGUUGUUCCGAAGGAGCGCGCAACCGCGCCAGCCAGCUUUGCGCCGAGAGGCAGGGGGGACGAUGAGAAGAAGGGGUUGGAGCUGAAGAAAGAGAAGGAAGUUGUUUCAGCGAAACCCAAGGAGGAGGAGCAGUCGCAAAAAGCCGAAGACGCACGGAAAGACGCUGAGCAGCGACGGGAGGACUUGAGCAAUGUGUUGAAUAAGUACGGGGACGGUGGGUCAGCGAAAACAAGUACAACAUAUCAAAUGCAAAAAUGUCUGGGUCUGGGAGAUUGCGAGAUUGGCAUGACUCUGAACUCUGUGUUCCAUGGCCGCGAAGAGCUCCUCCUUCCUUUCAUGCAAAAACGUAGUUUCUCAUGCGGAGUACGCAACUCAGAGCCAUGGAAAAAACUUGUCAUGCUUGGCAGCGCAUUAUAGUGAGUUCACCAUUCCAUUUCUUGCAUCACAAGUUUCCAGACCCAGAUAUUUUUGCAUUUGAUACAACAACCCCUGCUACUACCAGCACCGCGCCGCCCACAACCGACGCGGCGGACUCCAAGGUCGCAACCGAGCUCCGCGCCAAGGCGGCAGAGGAUCCUCCUGCGGGAACCGCGACAGGUACUAGAGAGAGCGCAGCAGAGAAAGAAGGGGGAAGAACAAGUACCGCUGGUGCAAAAGCACCAACAGCAGCUGCUGGUGUUUCAGAAAACAACAAAUCCACCACUGCUGCUGCGCCGAAGUUCGCAGCCGCUCCGAGGACAAGUGGCGCAGCAGCGGCUAAGGAAGAAAGGAAGUCUGGUCAACAAGAAGCUGUUGUUUCUGUUCCCACUACAGAACAGCAAGUAGAAUCGAAAAAGGAGGACCAAACACCAGCUGCACCAAAGCCCGAACCUCCGAAAAAGCCCACAGGGUCGCUCGUUGCGGCACUCGGCGCAAACAAAGCAGGGACAUCAACUCCCGUUGCGAAGGCGGUUGCUGUUGUACCUGGUGGAAGCGAGGCGGCAUCCUCGGCUGGUGUAGUUGUACCGGUCGCGAAAGCCGUUGUUCCGGCUAAAGCCGUCGCGGUAGCCACCGAAUUAGCAUCUUCAAAGCCGGUCGUCGGUCCCGCCGCGAAGCAGCAGGCCAAAGCAGUCGUCGGAGUUGGGGCGAACAAGAUGGGGAACUGCGCCACCUCCACGGGCAACAAGGCCUCCACAAACCUGGAGCCGAAGGGAGUCGUGCCCGCGUAUGAACUGCAAAUAUGUCUGGUUCUGGAAGAGUCGGGGCUUGUCAUGCACAUUUUGCAUGACCCAUCAGGUCUGCGAUGCUGGUGUUAGCAUCACAGAUUUUUUGAGAGCUUCUUGAUGCUAAUUACGCAUGGCAAAUGCCCUCUCCGCGUGCCAAGAACUGACUCCUCUUUACUGCUCAUGCAACACAGACAUUUUUAGAAUCCGCAGACAGCAUUACAAGUUCCACUUUGUCAGACCCAGACACUUUUGCAUUUGAUACCGCGGCGGCGGAGGCGAAAAAGGGGGAAGCGGUGGCCGCUCCGAAAAAACAGUUCUCCUGGGAGAAGAAACAGACGAUCAACAAAAAGGACUACAUGCUCAUGGACAGAAAGAAUGAGGUAUUUCUGAUAAUUUGCAUCUGGGCAUAGAAGAUUUCAGAACCAAGAUAAUUUGGUGCGCUCGAUGAAUCCUAUCAAUUGGGUCCAACGCAUGAUAAUUGCUGAGACCUUGAAAAGACACAACUCUUAACCACAGGUAAUCGUCAAAGAGGGCUUACAGCUGCAGCAAUUUCUCGUUGACGGUUGCGAAAACUGCGACAUUUUUGUCCUCGACCCCAUGGCCACAGUGUCUGUCGAUUACAGCAAAAAUUGCAGGAUCUUCAUGGCGCCGGUAUUUUGUUGUUGUUUGUCAUGCGGAAAAAGCAUAGCCAGUGUAAAAAAUGUAGUACAAAAAACAGCUACAGUGCAGUUCCAGAUCGAAUUCUUGACUCACAUUUUGUUUUCGGUCCGACUUUGGUGUGAAUUUUGUCCAUAACAUUUUUGCAGAUCGAGUCCUCGAUUUUCGUUCGCAACUGCGAGAACUGCCAGUUCGUGCUUAUCAGAUGCAAAUAUGUCUGGGUCUGAGAGAUUCCGAAAUUUGUCAUGCAGUUUUUUCAAGCUCCCCCACGUCUAGAAUGCAGGGCCUAGCAUCACAGGUUCUGCAGCCCCUUGGUGAUGCGUGGUCAGCAUGGCCAGAAGUGGGCACCUUAUUCACGUUGAGUACGCAUCACAGAUCUUUGUAGGAUCCGAAACACGCAUCACAAGUUUGGAUCCUUCCAGACCCAGACAUAUUUGCAGUUGAUAGUGCUGUGCGUGCAGCAAUUCCGGAGCCGGGAGUGCACCGACUGCAAGAUCGCGCUGUUCUCGCAAACCGACCCAAUCAUUGAGUACAGCAACAAAAUGGAAUUUUCCUGCUGGCCGAUCUCCUACUUCAGCCUCAAGUCGCACCUGGACGUCUGCAAAAUUAACCCGUACAGCAACAAGUGGAACAAAAUUUUUGACUUCAACAAGAAGGACGACGGCAGUCUGAACUACAGUCUCUCCGCUGCCUACAACGCCAGCCGGGAAAAACUCGCCGAAUUGAUCGACUUUGCAAAGUGUACCAACACCGAGUUUCGGGACGAAAUUUUUCAGUUUUUGGAAAACCCCAACACGUUCGCCGCAAUACCGGUCACCCUGGGGAAAGAUACAGUACUACUAGAGUGCAGAUUCUUUGAAGGAAGUGAAAAACGUUUGUUCAUGUUGACGGAUGGUUUCACUUUCAUCCGUGUUCGCGUUGCUGGUUAAUCUCCGCAUGUGACAAAUUCAAAUUUGAGUUUGAAUUUUGCAAAUUUUUCUUCGACGUCUCACAACAUCAGGGCUCCAAGUUCGACACCAAACCCGAGAACCGCGUCUUCGUGUUAUUCCUCGACACCGCGUAUCAAAUGCAAAAAUGUCUGGGUCUGGAAGAGUGCGCGAUUGGUCAUGCAGCUUUUCCAUGACCCACGAGGUCUGGAAUGUAGGACCUAGCAUGACAGAUUCUGCGCGAUCUCUCUCAUGCCUAUCCUGCAUGAGAAACUCCCUCCCGACUUGGUCAAAACUGGGCGACUUUUGGUAAUCAUGCAACGCAGAUUUUUCCAUGCUUCGGAUUUAGCAUGACAAGUUGCUUUGUUCCAGACCCAGACAUUUUUACAUUUGACACCGCGAAGCUGGAGCUCUUCCUCCAGGCGUUUCACGACAUAUCCUGUGCAAAAGUAUCGUAGUCGUACUAAUUGCAAAUAUGCAUGACAAAUCUCCUUCCUAAGGUAAAACGGCAUUACAAAUUCCUUUUUUCUUCUUGCCAAAAUUUGUGAUGCAAUUUAUACUAGUGCGAUACUCUUGCAAUGCAUACGACAAAAACUCCGGCAAUUACGAGGUGCUGCAGACCCGGGUGCUAGGUCUGGACGAAUCAAAAGCGAAGCAGCUGCAGGUGUUGGACGUAAAAGCGCUGGACUUCGGCCGCGGGGAGGUGCCCUGCAUCGGGUUGGACCUCUGUGGGGAAGGGAUCAACGCGAAGGUAUUUAAUAUUCCUGUUUGGGUUCUUCACACUUCUCAGGAGUGCAUCGAUGAGUAAGGUUAUGCAGUUGUUCACUCGAGUAUUUUGCUACCGCAUGACGGCCCGCUAAUUGUUCGUAUCAUUACCAAGGUCUCCGAUUUCGAGGAGGAGCUAAAGGGGUCCUUUGUCAUCCCGCGCGAGCGGCUUACCGCUUUCGCGGAGUUGUUCUUUGUGACACUGUAUCCACUGCAAAUAUCCCUGGAUGUUGUCUGGAAAGAAUGGGAUCAUUUGUGCAGGACAGGCGUGAGCAAGUCUUUGCGGGAGCUGUGAUGCUAGAGCAUGCAUCACAGGCAUCGUGGCUCCCGUACAAUUGUGCAUGACAAGGGAUUGUGCAUGACAGUUCGCCUUGUUGCGGCUGCUCGCCAUGAAAACAACUACAUUACAUCUCGCCUCACUUUUUUAAGAUGGGUUUUUUCGUACUUCGGACUGUGCCAUAGUAGAUGACUUUACCGCUUUUUUACUGUUCUUUUAUCCCUCAGCGCUGGUGGGUCUGCCGGCAAAGUUAUCCCUACUCAGAUGGCUACAAAGCUCAUCCCGCAGCCGUCCCAGGAGCUCUUGUGGCUGUCUCUCGGUAGUGAUCGCUUUGCCCGUGCUUAUUCCACUCAGAGUUUGCUGGGUAGGUGGCUACCGUUUUAAGUUUAUAAACGAAUGGGACGCCCUGCCCUUAGCCUUCCAACAUGACAAGCUCCCCGCCCAUCUUCCAGACAUCUAAGUAGGGAUAUUUGCAUUUGAUACGCUGAAGGACGACGAGGGAAUGGCGCACGGAAUCGGAAAGUGAGUGGUGGCGCCAGAGCCCGCUCAUCUGCAGUUUGCAGCUAUUCGGCCUGAGCUUGGGUCGCUGUCGAGAAGAUUUUUUGUGGUACAAAGCACUGGUGGCGAAUCGUCGGCGGGUGGGGGACGUGCCCACUUGCCGUUUGUGCUACUGUUGCGAACCUGGUGACUAUUAUAUUCGUCGCAGAAAUAAACUGCUAAGCAUCGCAUUCUAUUGGCUUCUCAUAAGUACAUGAAAAGAAGAGCAUAGAGGAAGAGAAAGUCCGACCAAAAUAGUACACCAGUUGUCACGCGCCUAGUCACCUCUCC